Messenger RNA from Anneissia japonica, 1890 nucleotides. RefSeq names its product cyclic GMP-AMP synthase-like. The coding region runs from base 198 to 1463 and encodes 421 amino acids. NCBI's taxonomy places the organism in Eukaryota, Metazoa, Echinodermata, Crinoidea, Comatulida, Comatulidae. Gene Ontology annotation, molecular function: protein binding. The transcript has 4 exons. The record is from RefSeq and is a predicted model, not a curated record.
UGAGGGAAGGCAUUUAAAGGCCAAUCAAAUCUUCAUCAUUGAAAUAAUUGUGUUAAAUUUUCAUCACAAACAUACUAAUUUGAAUAAGGACCAACGAUUUACCGCCCAGACUCGAGCACAAAUCUGGAAGAAAUAAAUCGUACACCAUUCUUAUUUCUUACUUUAACCUGUUUCGAAGUAAGUGUGCAGCCAGAAAUAUGUCGCUGCUCGGGGAGCUAAGACAGUACCGCAAGGACUAUGUCGAGAUUCCACAAAGUGAACAAAUUCGAGCCAGAGAAAUAGUGGAAGAAAUCAAACGAGAGUUUCAGCAAUACAACAGUGGUUCACCGUACAAUUUUGGACAAAUCUUCCAUCAGGGAAGCUCAUAUGAGGGGUUGAAGGUGAUAAAGGCAGAUGAGUUCGACCUGCUGGUUCCUCUCAACUUAAACAACCAUGACUGGAAAAUCACUCCUUCAAGCCAACGGGGAACGUCAGGUUAUUAUAUGAUCACAAAGCAGCACGCAUCGUCUGUAGCAACGUUUGAUAAUUUUACCGAGCAAGGCGGAUUAAUUCCAGCAAAAGUUCGCCAGAACAUGCAGUCGGUUGUCCAAAGAGCCGUCAACAGCAUGGGCGGUAGACAUUUCAGUGUCGACCUCGGACAUACUGGCCCUGCCAUCACAAUACAUGUCGUCUACGAUUACGGCAAAGAAUUGUCCAUCGAUAUUGUUCCUUGUUUGCAGCUAAACGGUCGAAGAUUUUACGCCAAAAGCCCUCCUGAUUCGUUAAGAAAUACCACAAGUAACGUGUAUGAUCGUAUGUGGAGAGAGAGUUUUUCCAAUAAAGAGAUGGAAAGAAUCAAUAGGAUGGAUGGGAUGAAUGAAUGUCGUCGAGAUUGUCUAAAAAUCCUUAAGACAAUCCAAAAGAGGAGAGGAAUAUCGCAAAUUGGAAUGUUGUCGUCAUAUCACCUUAAGACUUGCUUGCUGCAUCUCAACCACGAUCGACCUCGCCUUACGUGGCAUCAGGACGAUAUGGCUGACAGAUUCAAGGAUCUAGUGAAUACAUUGAUGGAGUUCCUUGAAAAUCGUAACAUGCCAAACUUCUUUUGCAGAUCAGUGAAUCUCUUUGACCGAUAUGAUACUGACUCACUGAAAAACAUACUCGGCUGGUUGAGAAAGGCUACACGAGAUGAUAAGAGCAUAAUCGAUCACCUGUUACACGAAAGGGAUUUUGUGAAGCCUACUCCGGACAACUUUCAGAUUGAGGUCAAAAAUCAAAAUGGCAAAACUAAAACUUACUCUAACAUGCAGAGAUCGACUAAAGUGAAACAACUAAAGACCAAGAUAUACGAGAAUGAAGGAAUACCCACAGACCAGCAGCGAUUGCAAUAUCAGAGCAAAACCCUACAAGAUGAUCGAACAUUGGGUUAUUAUGGCAUCCAGCAAGGGAGUACACUUUACCUGCUUGGGGGAUUGCGAGGUGGAUAAUCGUGGACAAAUCUAAUUUAUGGCAUAUAUACCCUCUACAUGGCCUAAAUGUUUUGAGAUUAUGAGGUAGUUAAUGUGUUACAAACGUCUAGAUAUAUAAGUCGAUAUCUAUAAAUAGAAUAAGUAAAUGUAUCUACAGUAUAAUAGAUUUAUUUGGUAUGACUGUUGAAUUGCUGCUUUGUAAUUGUGUAUGUGGCGUCUUACAGUUAAGGUAAUUAUAUUAUUGAUUAUAUAUAUUAUAUAUACAUAUAUAUAUAUAUAUAUACAUAUAUAUCUUAUGUGUAUGUAAAUAUGCUUAUUUGUAUAUAUGCCUAUUAUAUCAAGCUUUUCGUUUUAAACAACCGAUUCUCAUGUAUUCCCAUGUAGAUAUGAAUUAGUAAAAAGUCUAUUAAAAUUCACUGAAUUUUAAUAGACAAUACAAAUAAAA